GGACAAAGAGGAUGCAGUGGCCAUAUAUAGUUUGUGCUUUGUUUUUAACGGGAAAAAAAAAACAUAAGAAAAAUAAGAAAAGGCGAUGGUCAAAGAGGUGGAGACGACGCGAGCAUGGACUAUACUUGCUAUAUCAUGAUAUGGAGAUAAGUUGUUGUUUUAUCUCAUAGAAAUGUUGUUACGUACUACACAGAUUAAUAACCGUUGAAAUAAACGUUCAUAUAUUAGUUUCCAUGUACUCUGGUGGACUGCAGUUGUGGAUGUAGUUAUGCCCAUCGACUUUAUUUGUAUUUGUUAUAUUAUAUACGCCGGCUGUUUUGAUUUUGUUUCCCGGUACUAUCACUGCCUCGUCACCUCGCUUUCUGAUUGGCUACACGCCACAGUCCACAGGCUGCGUGAUUGUUUGUCCUCGGGGGACACCACACACGAGAAGAAAUCGGGCAAAAUAAAUCCAACAUGUUGGAUAUCCCCGAUUUGAGAUCGGAGCGGUCCCGACAUUCUUCCGAGCAGAGGAGAUUAGUCUUAACACACCACACACGGCAGGAAUAUUUGAUCAGAUUAUUUUACGAUACUCGGAGCAUCCUAAGAUUGUCGGAAGGGCUGAAUCGGGGCUAAAAUCGGCCCAAUUAUCCUGCCGUGUGAACCAGCCUUAAAACAUAAUAUUUAGCUCGUCUCAAGUUGAAUAUCCAUUUUCAUAUUAUACAUGUGAAUUCACUUGUAAUAGAUUUUAGUUUUGUGUUUUACUCUUAGUUUACUUUAUAUUCUUAACAAAAUAAUUAACAAAUUUAAUAUCGAUAUUUUAUUUGUUUAUUAGUCAAGACAUGAAAAUAAUCAACUGGAAUAUCAGUGCAUUAUAUUAAGUUUAAAAAAAAAUAAUAAUUCUGUUGACAAUAGCCUAAAGUAAUAUGUUUGUUAUUAUUAGAAAUAAAUUAAUAUUGUUACCAAGAAAAUCUAACAUUGUUAGAUAUUAAGUGGGUUUGAUUGGGUGGUCCUUGUUGGAAAAGAGCAAUGAAAAUGGAUCUGUUCUGAACAAUCUCUGCAGCAGAUUCAUCAGUACUUUGUUUCCCAUCAUGCACUGGUGUUUCCUGCUCAGUAGUUGUCACAUGCCAGACAACGAGUUGCUUUAUGGGUCACAUGAAUCUCUGCCGUCUCACUUCCCAUUUCCCCUCCCACAGGAAUAACAGCACAGGCCUGAAGCUCAAGCAGCACAUGGACCCACCUCUUUACAUCAAAAUUGCAGGGAGGAGAUUGUACGCUUGUUUUCACAACAGAAAAGAAAGCUGUAGAGACUUGUUUAUUUCAAGUGAAUGAGUUUUCCAGUGUCUUCGCUGUAGUCUGGAGGUGUUGUAUUUGAAAGGGCAACAAUCUCAGGUUCUCUUUUCUUGCCCUUUGGGUUCUUGCAACUCCCAGUGCGCUUACGCUAACGUGCCUCACUCACUGCCUUAGCAACCCUGAUCUGCCUUACCAGGAUGCGUGAGGACAUGUCGAGCGUGGUGUGUGUGAAGGAGACGGAUGAGCAGGGGGACCCUGGAGAGAAGCUGUCCCAGGACGAGCUGCUAUGUCGGACACGGGAGGUCAUGCAGGGGCUGGAGGCGCUCCAUACAGAACAUCAGGCCAUCCUGGAGGGGCUGAUAGGAACCUUACGCUGCCUCAAACAGAGCCAGGAGGGUCGUGCUGUUGAGGAGAAGACAGCCAUGAUCCAGCGCUCUAUGGAGAUGCUGGAGCUGGGCCUCAGCGAAGCACAGGUGAUGAUGGCUUUGUCAGGGCACCUGAGUGCCGUGGAGGCAGAGAAACAGAAGCUUCGAGCACAGGUGCGUAGGCUGUGUCAGGAGAACCAGUGGCUGAGAGACGAGCUGGCAGGAACCCAGCAGCGGCUGCAGAAGAGUGAGCAGAGCGUGGCCCAGCUGGAGGAGGAGAAGAAACAUCUGGAGUUCAUGAACCAGCUCAAGAAAUAUGACCAGGACCUCAGCCCAUCAGAUGAUAAGGACUCUGAUUCCAGUAGAGAGACACUGGAUGAUCUUUUCCCAGAUGAGCAGGAUGAGCCGGGCCCUGGCAUCCAGCCUCCUCACAGCAGUGCAGCCGCAGCAGCGCAGCAGGGAGGGUACGAGAUCCCCGCUCGUCUCAGGACCCUCCACAACCUGGUGAUCCAGUACGCCUCACAGGGCCGGUAUGAGGUGGCCGUUCCUCUAUGCAAACAGGCUCUGGAGGAUCUGGAGAAAACAUCUGGACACGAUCAUCCUGAUGUAGCCACCAUGCUCAACAUUCUCGCCCUCGUCUACAGGGACCAGAAUAAAUACAAAGAGGCAGCAAACCUCCUUAACGAUGCACUGGCCAUCAGAGAGAAGACCCUGGGCAGAGACCACCCUGCGGUGGCUGCCACAUUGAACAACCUGGCCGUUCUUUAUGGCAAACGAGGGAAGUACAAGGAAGCAGAGCCUCUGUGUAAAAGGGCACUGGAGAUCAGAGAGAAGGUGCUGGGGAAGGACCACCCUGAUGUUGCCAAGCAGCUGAAUAAUCUGGCUUUGCUGUGUCAGAACCAAGGCAAGUAUGAAGAGGUGGAGUACUACUACCAGAGGGCCCUGGAGAUCUACCAGACCAAACUGGGCCCCGACGACCCCAAUGUGGCCAAGACCAAAAACAACCUGGCUUCAUGCUAUCUGAAGCAGGGGAAGUUUAAGCAGGCGGAGACCCUGUAUAAAGAGAUCCUCACCAGAGCUCAUGAGAGAGAGUUUGGCUCUGUAGAUGAUGAAAAUAAACCCAUCUGGAUGCAUGCAGAGGAGAGAGAAGAACAAAGCAAGGGCAAGCAGAAGGAUGGUUCUCCAUUUGGAGAGUAUGGUGGCUGGUACAAGGCCUGUAAAGUCGACAGCCCGACUGUCACGACCACACUGAAGAACCUCGGAGCUCUCUACAGGAGACAGGGCAAGUUUGAGGCUGCCGAGACUCUGGAGGAGGCGGCUCUGCGCUCCAGAAAGCAGGGUCUCGACACGGCACAUAAGCAGCGUGUGGCGGAGGUGCUGGGAGACCCUGAAGUACGAGAGAAGCAGCGGAGCCGUGAGAGCCUGAUCUCUGACACGGUGAAGUACGAAAGCGGCCCUGACGGAGGAGAGGAAGUGAGUAUGAGCGUGGAGUGGAACGGGGACGGCUCGGGCUCGCUGAAGCGUAGUGGUUCCUUUAGUAAACUGCGGGCCUCUAUCCGGCGCAGCAGUGAGAAACUGGUCCGCAAGCUCAAAGGAGGCGGCUUACGAGAAAACGAACCUAAAAAUCCUGGCAUGAAGAGGGCCAGCUCUCUUGGAGUCCUCAACGAACCGGAUAAACCUGUGGCUGAACUCCAAGAACGAAAUAAUCGUCUGAGGAAGUCGCGAGACCUGAGUUCCAGUCACACUGACCUGGCGCAUUGAAGGUCUGCUGUUGGACGUCCCGAUGAAGAGAGGUACUAAGAGGUCUCCUCAUCAGGCUGAAGUGGACUGUUUUUGACGGGACUACCUUCUCCAGGGGUUACUUUUGCUCUUGCGUCUCUGUAUACGUAUUUCAUUUCUGUUAGCUGUAGGAAUGACAACUGAUGUAAAAACUCAACCAGAACCAAAGUUCACCACAAAUUUGGAGAUUAUGAUGUUCUGCAAAGAUGAAAAUUUGACAAAAGAAAAUAGAUAUAGUUUUUCAGGCUCAGGUUGAGACUAGACUCUAAUGGCGACCGUGAUGCUAAAGUACUGAUUCAAUCAGACUUAUUCCCUUGAUAAAGAGAGAACUGCACCGUGUUUAUGAAGGCCUGUGUUUACAUGAGUGAUGGUUCAAUGAUGCACAUUUUCUUAUUGCUUUUGAAAAGUGGAAAGGGAUCUGGUUUAUAAUGAAAGAAAUAGGAAAAUGGUAAAAAGGAAAUCAUUUAAAGUGAAGAUCUGUACGGUUAAACUGUGGAUUUAAUCUCAGGACUGAAAGAACAGAUUCAUUAUGCAAAGUAACGCUGCACUUUGAACCAUUUCAGAGGAUAAUGUUACACUAUCAACCCUUUGCAUGUUACAGAACUAAAUUGUGGUGAUCACCUCAGUUUAACUGGUUACAUUUGGUUUAUUGAUGCUGUAAACUGAAUAUUACAUGUUUUCAUGACCAUAACAACAGGAAGUCUUUCUGUUAUUUUGAGGUAAAACGCUGGAGUUAUAAGCACUGCCACUCCAGAUAAAAAUGCACUGGAACAUGAAUUCUGCCCCCAGAUGUUUAACUACAGUACCUGUUUGAAAGCAGUGUGCGUUAUGAGUGCCUCAGGCAGGUUCUUACUAAUGAAUGUGGAAGUUAUUGAGUUUAUGAGUGUGACAGCAGAACAGUUUAAGCUCUGUACGGUCAAAUGUCGGUCACGAUUUUAUGAAGUAAAUAUGAAUACUGUGGUCUAAUAAUAGCCCAUUAUAUAUCAUUGUAUCAUGUCUUUGAUUUAUGCUAAUAUAGUGCACUGCUCAACUGGCCUUCUUGACUUUCUGUGUUCUCUGUAUCCAUGUAACUCUUUCUAUGGGUGUAAUAUAUAUUACGGUUUCAUGCAGUAAUCUUGUGUGUUUGUAUAUAAGUGUGUUUUCUCUGUAAAACGCAUAUUAAUGUCCUGCAUUGUGAUGAUGUGCAAUAGGGUGUUCUCACAUGCAAUGUUUUACUGACAAAAGCUGGAAUAUCUGCUCGGCUUGUGUUUCGGUUAUCUUUGUACUCUAAACAAAUAAAUAUAUGAUUUACAUUUUUCUACAAAGUAUACAGUUGUAUGUCACUUAUUUGAGUUUGUUACACACUUCUGGGACUAGAUGUGCCCUUCACAUGUUCAAAUCGGAUUUUCAGAUAGUUUACUGUAUGUUUUGCGGUUUUGACUGUUGAUCAGUUUGGUAUAUAUAUAUAUUUUUUAACAAGGUUACUGAUGUGGCACUCACACUCAGAUUUUUAACGUUCAAUCCAUAUGCAGUUGCAUUGUUUUUGUUCAUUUUCAUUACAUUUUGUAACCCUAAAUUGCUAAAUAUACACUCGGAAGAGGGAAUAUAGCAUUAAAGAUUGAGGAAAAACCUGUGUGUAGUAUAAUAGCAGGGACUGUUGUGACCUGUGUGAUAUAACCCUGACCUAUUUAUUUUUGAGGUUGUUGUUGCAUUUCUACGGUCUGUCUCUGGCUUCUACCAUUUGUGAUCCUAAUGUUUUGUAUCAUGCUGUCAUACGUGUGUGUAUUUGUGUGUAUCUUCCUCUUUCUCAGGCUGCGCUGUGCUGGCUACACUUCAUUUGCUGCCAUGUUUGUGGUGAUGUGUGUUGCUCUGAAUAUCGUAUGGUAAAGUGUACAUACUUGAAUAAAGACAAGAGGAAGUACUCUACUUCUGGAAGA
Messenger RNA from Carassius gibelio (silver crucian carp), 5332 nucleotides. Its product is annotated as kinesin light chain 1. The record is from RefSeq and is a predicted model, not a curated record. Lineage: Eukaryota; Metazoa; Chordata; Actinopteri; Cypriniformes; Cyprinidae. Bases 1470 to 3398 code for a protein of 642 amino acids. Gene Ontology annotation, molecular function: kinesin binding. The transcript has 17 exons. Gene Ontology annotation, biological process: axo-dendritic transport. Gene Ontology annotation, cellular component: membrane-bounded organelle; cytoplasm; kinesin complex.